CCGUGGCGGAACAUUAGCGGCUUUUCUCGGACGGUAGAACCCGAGCGGUGGCUCCGGUUCCGGGCUGCAGAUGACGGAGUGUCCGGACAGCAGCGUCCUGCAGCGGACACACAGCGGCGACACCGGGCCGCCGGUGGUGGUGAAGGUGGAGUCAGGUGUGUCAGGUGGGCCGGUCCUGACCCCGCCACAGACCAAUGAGCUUCACUUCCUGCGGUCGCGUGUCCGAGAGCUAGAGAGAGAGCGAGCCGAGCUAUCGGCGGAGAACCAGAGACUGAGGAACAUGCUGGUCCACGAAAUCCCCGGGCUUCUGUCCACCAUGUGGCAAACGCUGGGUCAGUCCAACAGUCACCACUCCGUCUCCACAGCAACAGGAGGCAGCGACAGCUACGCGCCGUACCUGCAUCAGCACCAGCCGGCCAAUCAGGAUGGAGACCCCCACUCUCAGGUCUACACCCAGCAGCUCCAGGAGGAGCUGAGCGGGGACAUUUUGGAGUCCUGGGGCCCGCUGGGCUCUGAGGACGAGGAGCUGCCAGGAGGAGCAGACCUGGGCCUGGGGAGCCACAUGGGGGAGGAGGCGCCACUCUGCAGCCAGACCGACAUGGAGGAGCUGAGGAGGAGCUGCUCCGAGAGCCAGUGUACUGCUGGACACGCUAACGGACACGUGAGCCAGGUGGAGGUGUAUCCAGGCUCAGGUGUUCUAUGUGAAGGUCGCUCGUGGCAGGCAGCCAAUCAGGCGCAGUCUCCCACGGCGAUGGCCCGGACGCUGCUGAUGGGUGUGUUUGAUAUGAACACCCUGAUGAACAGUAACCUCCGAGGUGGGCGGAGCCGCCGGCCUGCCUUCCAACCACAACGCAGCGCACUCGACCCGCACAAGAUCAACGCCAUCUUUAAUGCCAUCUUGGCUCGGUUUCCUCUGGCUAAGAAAGGAGUCAUCGGUUCUGGCAUCAACUCCAAAUUGUCUGAGAUCCGUUUCCGCUCCCGACGAGCCAAUCGAGACCCUCGAUUCCUCUGACAGACAACAGGACCGCUCCUCCUACCUCACAGAAAGAAUUGUCCAAUGAGAACUCAGCAUUCUGUAGAUGUUGAUGUUCAGUUUCAGGUGCAGUUGUUGCUGAGUCAGCGGCUCUGCUUUCAUGGCGACAUCUGAUCCAGUAACACUGACGACCUGAUUCGUGGUCGAACGCUCGACAAGUUUGAUGAGCCUGUGGCGGCUGGAGGAUGGCGUCUGGUUACCAUGGAGACGUCUGAACUGGUGGAGCAACAGUCAUCAGAAGCGUGGAGCACCCGACCACCAAUCAGGACUAAAUGUAGUUGUGUUUUUGUGACCUCACAGUCAGGACAGCCUUUGAUGUUUCCAUUGAUGGUGUAUUCUCAUGUUUACAGACGUGACAUCACGUGUUGUGACAUCAUGUGUUGUGACAUCACGUGUUGUGACAUCAUGUGCUCAAGUGUUUUUAUUUUCAUGCUGUUGAUCCGGUAACUGACGUCAUCAACGUGUCAUCAUUUAUCUAAACUAAUAAAAAUUCAGCGUCAGUUUGGACGUGAC
This is a messenger RNA of Acanthopagrus latus (yellowfin seabream), 1546 nucleotides long. RefSeq lists its product as uncharacterized. Lineage: Eukaryota; Metazoa; Chordata; Actinopteri; Spariformes; Sparidae. Gene Ontology annotation, molecular function: DNA binding. The record is from RefSeq and is a predicted model, not a curated record. The transcript has 5 exons. The coding region runs from base 71 to 1012 and encodes 313 amino acids.